Molecule: messenger RNA, 2004 nt
Organism: Acytostelium subglobosum LB1
Lineage: Eukaryota; Evosea; Eumycetozoa; Acytosteliales; Acytosteliaceae
Exons: 2
Coding region: 1-2004 (667 amino acids)
Biological process (GO): symbiont-mediated killing of host cell
Molecular function (GO): toxin activity
Source: RefSeq, a predicted model, not a curated record
AUGAGUAACAAGAAUUUGGGACUAUUCCUGAUGCUGAUAAUGUGCCUUGAGCAGGUUGCCCAUACUCAAGCUGUAGUUAUAGCCAAACUAACGACCAGCCCUUCAACGAUUCCCAAGCCCAAGCCCAAGAGAGUGGUCAACGCGCAGAUCGAGAAGAUCAAUUGGCAGAAGAUGAUGAUGGUCAACACAGAGACAUUGAUCGAGAAAAAGACAUACUUUGUGAAACCGGAUCAGCCAGCCCAGUUCAUGGAAUUCAUCAAGGCCUAUGUGAUUACCGGAGUAUCGUUCAUCCCAGAAGUUGGCCCUGCCCUCAGUGGUGCCAUCGACUCAAUCUGGUCUGGCUUUCUGGAGAACACCAAUGACAAUGACUUCAACGAGGAUUGGUACCUGGCCGGCAUCCGUGACGUGGUUGGCGACGAGUUGAUCAAGUUUGACAUCACUGACACGAUCUCCAAGCUACAAGGUUUUGGAGAACUGACCAAGAACUUUCACACAUAUGUCAAUGAGUCAAAGUACCACAACACCGCGAGUGUUCGAAAGCAGAUCCAAACCUACUACAAUGCCCUCGACAUCGGUCUGCGUCUACAUCUGAACGGAGACUUCAAGCGCCCUGGAUUCGAACUUGGCGAGCUGCCCAGCUAUGCCGUCGCUGCCACUGUCUACUUCAUGCUCCAGGUCGAGUUCAACAGACAUGCAUUGGCAUGGGGCUUUGACGAGAAUGUCAUCCGCAUCCAGAGAGGCUUCGCCUUGGAUGCUCUACAAAAUUACACCUCCCACUGUCGUACAACCUUUGACAACACGAUCGCCAAGAUUGCCGCUGCUGAGGACCCCUAUGAUCCAAUCUCUGGAAGGAACACGUUCGAGAGAAUGCUGGCUGUGCGCCGAAUCUUGAUCCCAGCCGUGUUUGACUACGUCGGAAUGUGGUGGCAAAUGGACGCUAUUAUGUUCCCCAAGGGUGUAUAUGCUGAGAGGGUGCGCAAGGUGUGGGCACCAACCAUUGGCUAUGCCCGAGACCCUGACGCCCUUAGUACCCCAAACAACGUGAAUAUGUUCACCGGCCCUGGAGUCUCAUACAGUCGCUACAUGUAUUUCUAUGACCUGAGAGCAAUUGAGCAGGUCAAAGGGCUUAUCUCCGUUGCACACUUCUCCUUGAACGACAUGUACAUCACUGGUCUUCGCAAAACCUAUAGGGGCUCCAACAUGGACUACUCAACUGGUUGGAGCCGAUGUGACACACUUCCUGGGGACGACCUGGUCCGUGGCUAUGUCAUCAACUUCCCCAAGACUUUCAAGGAAGCUAAGCUGACUUUGAUUGGCGACUCGGUACCCAAGUAUAUCAGGUCCAUCGAUCCCGAUAACCAAUACUUUGUCUUGGUCGAUGGCGAGUUCACUGAAGAGUAUUGCAACCAAGCUGAGUACUCUUGCACGCCAACGCCAGAGGAGAAGUAUGAAGACUUCAUUGUGCCGCUCCACAAAGUCGGUGACAUGAUUGCAUGGGACCAGAACAGUUUGAUCAAUUAUAGGUACGAUGUAACCGACGCCAUCAUGGUUGGCCUUGUGCCAACCGACCUGUUCCACAGCAACACUGUGUUCAGGCACACCACCACGGCCAUCGACGCUCAGAAGUUCUCUGGAAAGGAGGAAGGAAGCAUCUUUGCCCGCGACCACUUCACUAUUGGCUCUCAUGCCAUGAUGAUCCCAAUUGGACAUAGUCUCAAGUACCAUUUUAUCGCGCAGGACAACAAAGGUAGUGAUCACUACGUGGGAAUUAUGGCAUGUUUGAAGACCGCUGGAGCUCCAGUGACAGUCACCAUCACACACUCGGUACUCGGCAAGUUGUGUGAUAUCGUGAUCAGUAGUACCGACUACCAUCCCAUUAUGGAUGCCACCCAGAGCCUGGUGAGGCUGACCAGUCCAAGGGCGACCUCCAAAAGUCCUUAUUAUUCCAUUUCCGGAACAGGUGACUUCUACCUCAAGUCAAUUAUUUUAGUUCCAAGACCUUAA